UAGCUGGUUAAGCUGCUGUGCCUGCUGGGCCAACUGCUGAGACUGGAGCGCCACGAUAGGUGCAAGAUCCGAGUUAUCUGGCAGCGAAACCCCAGUUGUAUCCAUGGCCGGAUCUUGCUGUUGCGCACCUGUAUGCGGGGCUGUCACGAACUGGAUGUAAAUCCUUCACCUGUGUGGCUGAUGACUCGAACCGUAUCGGGGAGCCGAGUCUAAGGUGCCGCAGGUCUUCACCAGAGCCUGCAGCAAAGCAAGAUGGAUUUGCAGCGGCAGGCGACACCCAGGUCGCUACCCCCCACACAGCACUACCACACAGGAGGCAAGCUGUGCCUAUGUGAUCAUUAUUAUGGCUCUAUUUUGGUGCACAGAAGCUCUCCCAUUGGCUGUUACUGCCCUCUUCCCAGUGGUGCUGUUUCCAAUGAUGGGUAUUAUGAACUCAACGGCGGUCUGCAGUCAAUAUCUGAAGGAUACUAACAUGUUAUUUAUCGGAGGGUUACUAGUGGCCAUCUCAGUUGAAAAAUGGAAUUUGCACAAGAGGAUAGCAUUGAGGGUAUUGCUGAUUGUAGGAGUCAAACCUGCUCUGUUGCUUCUGGGAUUUAUGCUUGUAACAGCUUUCUUAUCUAUGUGGAUCAGUAAUACCGCCACAACAGCCAUGAUGAUACCAAUAGCUCAGGCUGUGCUUGAGCAACUUUAUAAUUCUGAGGAAAAAUUAGACCAGCUUGCUGCUGAUCUAGAAGAGAAGAGUGAGGGCCAGCUGAAUGGGCAUGCCAACCAGCUAAAUGGGGAUGUAAAAACAGCCUCUAACAAUGAGCAAAAUGGGGACAUCAAUCAAGCCUUUGAAAUGAAUGAAAAACACUUGACAGAUGCAGAGGCAACACACAAGGAGAAAAGCGUGACAUUAGUUAAAAUUUAUCCACAAAAUGACAAACUUAAAGAGGAGAAGCAGGCUCGAAGGUUACAGAAUCACCUCAAACUGUGCAAAGGAAUGAGUCUCUGUGUAUGCUAUUCUGCCAGCAUUGGUGGCAUUGCAACACUAACUGGCACCACACCCAACCUUGUCAUGAAAGGACAAAUGGAUGAACUAUUCCCUGGAAACAACAAUGUCAUCAAUUUUGCUUCAUGGUUUGGAUUUGCCUUCCCUACAAUGAUUGUGCUACUUGCUCUUUCCUGGAUAUGGCUGCAGAUUCUGUUCCUGGGAACUAAAUUCAAGAAGAACUUUGGCUGUGGUGUAAGUCCUGAACAAAAAGAAAAAGAGAAAAGAGCAUACAAAGUCAUUUCUUCUGAGCACAAGAACCUUGGACCUAUGAGCUUUGCAGAAAUCUGUGUUUUGGUUCUGUUUAUCUUGCUGGUUAUUCUGUGGUUUUCGAGGGAUCCAGGUUUCAUGCCAGGCUGGGCAACAAUCAGCUUUAACAAAGGCAAAAAAGAAUAUGUCACUGAUGCAACCGUUGCUGUCUUUGUAUCUCUCAUGCUGUUUCUAUUUCCGGCUGAAUUACCUUCAUGUAAGCGUCAGGAACCCCAGCAAGCAGAUCAGAAAGCUAAAUUUCGCCCACCCCCAGCAUUGUUGGACUGGAAGACUGUAAACCAGAAAAUGCCUUGGAACAUUGUUAUUCUUUUGGGAGGAGGAUUCGCCCUGGCUAAAGGCAGUGAGGAAUCUGGAUUAUCCAUUUGGCUAGGAGAGAAAUUGACACCACUGCAGAGUAUACCUCCUGUCGCCAUUGCUCUGGUCUUGUGCUUGCUGGUCGCCACAUUUACUGAAUGUACCAGUAAUGUGGCCACAACAACACUUUUCCUACCUAUCCUGGCAUCCAUGGCAAAAGCAAUACAUCUAAACCCAUUAUACAUAAUGCUUCCAUGCACUCUAUCUUCCUCAUUGGCAUUCAUGUUACCUGUUGCCACACCUCCUAAUGCUAUCGCGUUUUCAUAUGGGCAGCUCAAGGUUGUUGAUAUGGCAAAAUCAGGAUUUUUGCUGAACAUCAUAGGAGUUCUGGUUAUUACUUUGGCCAUUAACAGUUGGGGAUUUUAUAUGUUUGACCUGGGUACUUUUCCUACUUGGGCAAACUCCACAGAAAAGCCAUAAGAGAUUUCCACUUGGAAAGAACACGUCACAGAAGUGCAGAAAUGGACGCCUGCCUAGGGUCCCAUUGAUUCCUCAAGGAUCCUGCUAUAUUGUGUAAUACCAUUUCAUCAGGACUGCUCAGGAUCCUGGACUCUGAAUGGAAAGACACCCAAAAAGGGGCACAGAACAUUCCAGUUUAUUGCCAACUACUGUUUCUAACAAUGAGUUAGAAAAAGUCAAAUGACUUCCUCUAAAGAACGGCAAAUGAAUAUUUCCUAAUCACUUACUUCCUGCAAGUAUUCAAAAAAAUAAAGAAACACAUUGCAGGUGUAGACGAUGCCAGCAGUGGAAGAAACCUUAUCUUGUAGCAGAUUGUUACUAUGAAACACAUUGUUUAUUAC
Hyla sarda is the source of this 2454-nucleotide messenger RNA. It is a transcript of the gene SLC13A2, whose product is annotated as solute carrier family 13 member 2. The transcript is spliced from 12 exons. NCBI's taxonomy places the organism in Eukaryota, Metazoa, Chordata, Amphibia, Anura, Hylidae. Gene Ontology annotation, biological process: monoatomic anion transmembrane transport. Gene Ontology annotation, cellular component: membrane. Bases 344 to 2074 code for a protein of 576 amino acids. The record is from RefSeq and is a predicted model, not a curated record. Gene Ontology annotation, molecular function: transmembrane transporter activity.